This is a messenger RNA of Chaetura pelagica (chimney swift), 648 nucleotides long. RefSeq names its product chromosome unknown open reading frame, human C15orf62. The record is from RefSeq and is a predicted model, not a curated record. Bases 118 to 648 code for a protein of 176 amino acids. NCBI's taxonomy places the organism in Eukaryota, Metazoa, Chordata, Aves, Apodiformes, Apodidae. The transcript has 2 exons.
GGACAGGGAAGGAAGAGGUUGUUCCUGUUGUGUGGCUUUGCUGCUGAUCCUGAGAUUGAGCCCAGCAGCAGCUGUGGGGAGUCAGCAGCUUUCCUCUUCUCCCUGCCUUCCAUCAGCAUGGACACUUGGAGGAGAGGGUCCAUCAAGUCCACAACGUUCUUCAGACGUUUCUCACUCAGGAGACACAAAAAGCUGGGCAACCAAGUCAUCAUCUUGAAUAAGAACAGCCACACUAUGGACAGUGAUGGACAGUGCCAGAAGAGGGAAGGCUUGAGGGAUCUGAAGGACAAGUCUGACUACCUGUCAUGUCAGAGUGAGCAAAACCUGGCAAAGGCACAGGCACCUCCCAAGCCUCCCCGGCUCUACCUGGACAGUUCUAGCUGCCCCAACAUCAUCGACCGCACAGAUUCUCACUCUGACAUCUCCUUUUCUGGUGCUUCCCACCAGUACCACAAAGCCACUCAGACCCAGCUCCACAAGGACCAGGAUAAAGACUGUGGGAUGGCAGAGACAGGUUCCCAGAACGGCUCNGCUCUUCCUGACCUGUCUGAUCCCCUCCUUUCCUUCAAGGUGGAUUUGGGGCUAUCGCUUCUCGAGGAUGUUCUGCAGACCCUCAGGAAACAGAACCCAAGAGAUUAUGCCAUCUGA